AUUACAUUAAGGAAAGAGGUUAAUUUUGUCUCUGGAUGCAAUAUGAAAACAAUAACUUUGGUAAAGAUUGGAGCCAUUGGAGGCUUUAUCACAUGUGGUAUGGGUUUCGCUCUGCAGAGAAAAUUGAAUGAUAAUGUUAAAAAUACCACAUUUUAUAAAAGUGCAUUAGAUAUAGUGCGACAUAAUAAAGCUGCCGUUCAUUACCUUGGAGAGCCAAUUAAGGAUAAAUCUAUAGAUACGUUUAAUUCUAAGAAAAAUUAUGUUAAAAAUGGGAUUGGUCAAUUUGAAGUGAGACUCAGAGGUAGCAAACAGAAUGGUAUCCUUCACAUAUUUAUUAAAGAAGAUAGAGUUGAUGGUGUAGAGGCUUGGAAAUUAGAUCAUCUUGAAUUAGCCUUAGACAAAGAUCCAGAUAAAAUUCUUCUAAUCAAAACUUGAUACAUUAAAAAUCGUUCUUAAAUUCUCUUAAUGAAAAGCAAAUGGAUACAGGCAAUGUUAAAGUUUGGAGUCAUUGGCUCAAAUCAAAAGUGAGUCUGAAUGUAUGAUUUAGUGCUGUUAGAUGCUAUGUUAUUUCCCAAAUCUGACAAUAAAUUUUUAAUAAGACAUCAA
Molecule: messenger RNA, 606 nt
Organism: Coccinella septempunctata (seven-spotted ladybird)
Lineage: Eukaryota; Metazoa; Arthropoda; Insecta; Coleoptera; Coccinellidae
Exons: 1
Coding region: 43-435 (130 amino acids)
Biological process (GO): mitochondrial respiratory chain complex I assembly; mitochondrial respiratory chain complex IV assembly
Cellular component (GO): mitochondrial inner membrane
Source: RefSeq, a predicted model, not a curated record